AUGGCAGAUGAUAUCGAUGUUGAAGCACUUUUAGAAGCGCCCUUUAAUAAAGAGGUACGUAACCUUAUUAAUUUUUUUAGUUCCGGUCUGGUCUACCGCAUAUUCCUAGUUAACUCAGUAAAUCAGACUUUUUAUAUUUUAUUAGGUUACUUGCGGAAGUAUCGGUCACCGGUGACGUCGUUGCGGGCGUCUGGCCAUUUCCAUUUCCACCUGUAGUUAUCAGUUGGUUUUUUGUCGGUAUGUGCUAACGGUGCUCUAAUUUUUUGUUCGAUUCCCCCACCCCUUCUGCUGCUCUAUGUCCUUCUGCUGUUGUCGGUCACAGGAACAGUCCAAGUCGAGCUCCCGUCGGCGAGAUCGGUCACGCUCCAGAUCGAAGGACCGGAGUCGAAGGUUAGUUUUUUUUCUUACAACCUACGCGUUUUUAAUAGACAUCGUGACCACAGCUCAGAUCGCAGACGAGACCGCGACGAACGACGCUCUGAACGGCGACGCAGUCGAGACAGAGAUCGAGAGGACUAUGAUAGAAGGCGGGACCGUGAUGAGGGCCGCUCAAGACAUGACAGGUCGCGGUAUGAUAGACGAAGUCGCGAGGACCACCCUCCCAAAGACGUCAGGGAGGACUCGGACAAUGGCGAGCCUCGGAAAUUUUACCGCAAUGGCGAACCGAGACCGAGAAGGUAUGUUGUAUAAUACCUUUCUUACUGUUUCAUCUUAGUCCGGAACUGACACCCGAGGAACGUGAUGCUCGUACAGUCUUCGUGUGGCAGCUGUCUGCCAAGAUUCGACAGCGGGAUCUGGAGGAUUUCUUCUCAUCUGUCGGAAAGAUACGAGACGUCCGUCUAAUAAUGGAUGGUAAAACUAAACGAUCGAAAGGCAUAGCCUAUGUCGAAUUCCGCGAAGUGGAAUCAGCACAACUGGCCCUUGGCCUGACUGGUACGAGGCUGCUCGGGGUGCCGAUUCAGAUUCAACAGAGUCACGCAGAAAAGAACCGCACCGGUACCACAACGACCACAACCACCGCAACAGCAUACGCAAGACCUUCUGCGCCCUCGAGAGGGCCUAUGAAACUGUACGUGGGUUCGCUUCAUUACAACAUCACCGAGGAUAUGUUGAGAGGCAUAUUUGAGCCGUUUGGAAAACUGGAAGAUAUUAAGCUCAUCAAAGAUGCCACGACGAACCGGUCACAAGGUUACGGCUUUGUGACUUACACAAAUGGCGAAGACGCGAGGAAGGCCCUUGAUCAGCUAAAUGGCUUUGAAUUAGCCGGUAGGCCAAUGAAGGUGAGAAUAUCCGAUUGAUUAACCCUUUUUUAGGUGAAUUACGUCACAGAGCGUAGUGAUUACGCAGCUCUGAGUGCACUUGACAACGAAGAGACCGACAGAACUGGUAUAGACCUUGGCACCACGGGACGCCUGGCCUUAAUGGCUAAACUAGCUGAGGGCACUGGCUUGGAGAUUCCAAAAGCGGCUCUCGCCCAACUUCAGGUUCUUCAGGGCAACCCGACUCUCGGGACUGCUGGAAAGGUUAGCUCCGCCUCAGCCACCGCGCCGCCUGUUUGUACACAAUGCUUCAUGUUAUCCAACAUGUUCGACCCGCACUCGGCGACCCACAGCACUUUCGAAGAAAUACGGGAUGACGUAAUCGAGGAAUGCUCAAAAUAUGGUGGCAUUUUGCACCUAUUUGUUGACCAGACCAGUGCUCAGGGUAAUGUGUAUGUCAAAUGUCCCAGCAUCGCCAUCGCCACACAAUGUGUAAACAUGCUUCAUGGACGAUAUUUCUCUGGGCGCCUAGUUACGGCCGCCUACGUUCCUCUGGUGAACUACCACCAGCUGUUUCCAGACUCGAGCACCGCCAACACCAUCCUCAAGCCUGCAUACUAA
Molecule: messenger RNA, 1880 nt
Organism: Spirometra erinaceieuropaei
Lineage: Eukaryota; Metazoa; Platyhelminthes; Cestoda; Diphyllobothriidea; Diphyllobothriidae
Source: the annotation of a GenBank genome assembly